This is a messenger RNA of Rattus norvegicus (Norway rat), 4620 nucleotides long. Lineage: Eukaryota; Metazoa; Chordata; Mammalia; Rodentia; Muridae. The record is from RefSeq and is a predicted model, not a curated record.
UUCACCUCUUGUCUUUUAACUCCUUUAAGGUCUUGCCUUUUCUUCCCUUGCUGGUGGGAGAUAUCGGGGUAAAUAUGUUUCUGCUUUUUUUUUUUUUAAGUUAUACGAGCAAUUAUGCCAAAAAUCUUUACCUUUUAAUAAACAAAUGAGCAUGCAACUCUUCUUGAUGAGUUUCCAGGAACAACUGCUUUCAAUGUAGGUAAUAGGAAGCCGGAUAAAUAAUAUAUUAUGUUCAACAGUACGGGGGUCUUCAGAGUGGAGUUUCCGAAUUCAUUCAUUCAGAGCAAUUGCUGAAAAUGUUUUCGGAGUGUAAUUAGUCAUGCUCAUUCCUGUUUACCUCUGUUUCAAAUGUCAGCUUAGCAGGUAAACACUGUUGGCUGUGAACUCUAACAUCAGCUAACAUUACUUUGCAUUCCAUAUGAACGGAUUCACUCCUCACUUACCCCUGGUCACAGUUCGUUAUCCCUUCAGUCUAGAGAGAAAUGACAGUCAGAGGACAGAUGCCUUGAAGCUGUCAGUGGUCACUAAGCAUCUCCACGAAGACAGUCGAUUGACAUUCAUCAGAAACAGGAUGGGUACAAUUCCUAUGUUCACCUUUUAUAUGAGUCCGAAGUGUCAGGGGGUACAAUUAAAUUAAAGGGGGUAGGGGGAGUAAAUGCACGCAGUCAGCAGUUGCAGCAUUUAUUGUCUCUGCUGCAUUAAAAUCCAUAUUUUAUGUGGUGUUAAAUUAAUGCAGCAUGCUGGCAAGUCUAAAUGAAUGUCCUCAACAAGUAACUAUUAUAGCACUGUACGCAUGGGCCAGAGUCUGCAAGUGUUUUCAUGCCACCACAAUAAAAACCAAGUAUCUCUUUACUAUGGAAAGGGGAGAGGCUAUAGGUAUAAUCAAAGACAAACAUCAUUUUAAAACUGACCUAUCAUCUCUUGCUUUCAAAAAAGCAGAUCUCUUUCCUACAAUUUUUGGUCCUUCAUUCCAGUAAAAGCUUCUAUUAUCCAAAGCGGCACAUGCCUUACUUCUCAGCUUUUCUUUGGAGAUGCCUCUUUCUUCCUCUAAUUUUUUUCUCUUGAAAAAAAAUCUAUUUUAAAAAUAAUCUGUCCCUGUGAUGCUGCUGACAACUGUUAUACUUCAAUGCAUAUGUUAGGAGUCUCUCUCUCUCUCUCUCCCUCUCCCUCUCUCCACCAUCCCCCUCUCUGCCUUUCUUUUAAAACGUAGUUACAAGAGCUUCACUGUGGUGAAUAGCACUUGGCAAGAGUGUGCUCAUUUUUUUUUAGGUCUGGUAUGGUGAGGAUUUUUAAUUAGUGGAACUUUCAUGAAAACAUUAUGUCAUUGUCAGAGCUGUAUGUUCAUUUUUAGUUACAGUGAGGAAGGAAAAGAGAGCCUGUGCUCUAGAGAAAUGGGAAAUGAUAAGUUGCAUGGGUAAUCUGCACCCUGGGGUGGUAAGUGGGGCACAUAUGUAUUCCAUGUGCAGUGCAAGAGGAAAUGCUGGUUUAUUUGGCCAGAGAGGAGCGAAUGGAUUGAAAAGUGAGCCAAUGUGAACAGCCUGUGCAUGUGGCUGAGGGGCACGUCAAUUGCAAAGCAUCCCAAGGGUAAAAAGCUCUUGGAAAUAUGUACAUAGCACUAAUGAAGUCUUGGAAACCAGUCGAGAUCUGAUACCAUAAACUGGACUACUUUUUCAUCAUCUGCACUGGAAUUUUUCAAGAAGUAAACUAUGUCAAUCUAUUCGUUCUUGAGACUGUUUGUUCUCUGGGCAUGCCUGCCCCAAUUCUGCUGUCCAGAAUUAACGUUCAGAAGGACUCCUGGGCUUCAGCAAAUGACUGCAGAAUCCCAUGUCCCUAGGGGUGAUGGUAAAAUCCUUCACCGUCAAAAACGUGGCUGGAUGUGGAACCAGUUUUUCUUACUGGAAGAAUAUACUGGAUCUGAUUAUCAAUAUGUCGGCAAGCUUCAUUCAGACCAAGAUAAAGGAGACGGAUCGCUCAAAUAUAUUUUGUCUGGAGAUGGAGCUGGUACUCUUUUUAUUAUUGAUGAAAAAACAGGUGAUAUUCACGCCACAAGAAGAAUUGAUAGGGAAGAAAAGGCCUUUUAUACUCUGCGUGCACAAGCUAUUAACAGAAGAACUCUGAGGCCAGUUGAGCCAGAGUCAGAAUUUGUGAUCAAAAUUCACGAUAUCAACGACAAUGAGCCUACAUUCCCAGAAGAAAUUUAUACAGCCAGCGUUCCUGAAAUGUCUGUUGUAGGUACUUCUGUGGUGCAAGUCACAGCUACAGAUGCCGAUGACCCUUCAUAUGGAAACAGCGCCAGAGUCAUUUACAGCAUACUUCAAGGGCAGCCUUAUUUCUCUGUGGAACCAGAAACAGGUAUCAUAAGGACAGCUCUACCAAACAUGAACAGAGAGAACAAGGAACAGUACCAGGUGGUUAUUCAAGCCAAGGACAUGGGCGGUCAGAUGGGGGGUCUGUCUGGAACCACCACAGUGAACAUCACUCUCACAGAUGUCAACGACAAUCCUCCUCGCUUCCCCCAAAACACCAUCCAUCUGCGAGUUCUUGAAUCCUCUCCAGUUGGCACAGCUGUGGGAAGUGUAAAAGCCACCGAUGCUGACACGGGGAAAAAUGCCGAAGUGGAUUACCGCAUUAUUGAUGGAGAUGGCACAGAUAUGUUUGACAUUAUAACUGAGAAGGACACACAGGAAGGCAUCAUCACUGUGAAAAAGCCACUUGACUAUGAGAACCGAAGACUAUAUACUCUGAAGGUGGAGGCAGAAAAUACCCAUGUGGAUCCACGUUUUUACUAUUUAGGGCCAUUCAAAGAUACAACAAUUGUAAAAAUCUCCAUAGAAGACGUGGAUGAGCCUCCAGUUUUCAGUCGAUCCUCCUAUCUGUUUGAGGUUCAUGAGGAUAUUGAAGUGGGCACAAUCAUCGGUACUGUAAUGGCAAGAGACCCAGAUUCUACUUCCAGUCCCAUCAGAUUUACUUUAGAUCGCCAUACUGAUCUUGACAGGAUCUUUAACAUUCAUUCUGGAAACGGAUCACUUUAUACAUCAAAGCCACUUGAUCGUGAACUAUCUCAAUGGCACAACCUUACCGUCAUAGCUGCCGAGAUCAAUAAUCCUAAAGAAACAACUCGUGUGUCUGUUUUUGUGAGGAUUUUGGAUGUUAAUGACAACGCUCCACAAUUUGCUGUGUUUUAUGACACAUUUGUAUGUGAAAAUGCCAGACCAGGACAGCUGAUACAGACAAUAAGUGCAGUUGACAAAGAUGACCCCUUAGGUGGACAGAAGUUCUUCUUCAGUUUGGCUGCUGUGAAUCCUAACUUCACAGUGCAAGACAAUGAAGACAACACUGCCAGAAUUUUAACCAGAAAGAAUGGCUUCAACCGUCAUGAAAUAAGCACCUACCUACUGCCGGUAGUGAUAUCUGAUAAUGACUACCCCAUUCAGAGCAGCACUGGCACCCUGACGAUCCGUGUUUGCGCCUGUGACAGCCAGGGCAACAUGCAGUCCUGCAGUGCCGAAGCCCUGCUCCUUCCUGCUGGCCUCAGCACUGGCGCCUUGAUCGCCAUUCUUCUCUGCAUCAUCAUUCUGCUGGUUAUAGUAGUCCUCUUUGCAGCCCUGAAAAGGCAACGGAAGAAAGAGCCUCUGAUUUUAUCCAAAGAAGACAUCAGAGACAACAUUGUGAGCUAUAACGACGAAGGUGGCGGAGAGGAGGACACCCAAGCCUUUGAUAUUGGAACCCUGAGGAAUCCUGCAGCUAUCGAGGAGAAAAAGCUGCGGCGAGAUAUCAUUCCUGAAACGUUAUUUAUACCGCGGCGGACUCCUACGGCCCCGGAUAACACGGAUGUCCGGGAUUUCAUUAAUGAGCGCCUCAAAGAGCACGACUUGGACCCCACUGCGCCUCCCUACGACUCGCUGGCUACCUAUGCCUAUGAAGGAAACGACUCCGUUGCUGAAUCUCUGAGCUCCUUAGAAUCAGGUACCACUGAAGGAGACCAAAACUACGAUUACCUUCGAGAAUGGGGGCCUCGGUUUAAUAAACUAGCAGAAAUGUACGGUGGUGGUGAGAGCGACAAAGACGCUUAGCCUGGCCCCUGAGCUCUGUUCAACGAGAUACGUAACUUUGCAGACAUUGUCUCCACUUCACAAUAUUUGAUAUUCAGGAGAAAAAAUUCCUGCCACUCAGCACAAGUUUCCCACCUAUUUCUUAAUUUGUUCAUUAAUUAUAUUAAUUCCUUCCUGUAGAAUGUCUCAUGGGAUAUAUACGACAUUUUAUUUAAUCACUUCCAAGAGCCAAAGCUAUGGAAAUUCAAUGUUGCCCAUCUUAGUAAAUAAAAGAAACCCGAGCAGGAUAGUUCUCCCUUAAGCAACCUCACGAACAAGUCGCUUCUGUUAGAUACACGUCUUGCCCUUGCAAAUGAAGCUUUGAAAAGACGAAGAAAACAUUUAAGAUGUAUCCUGUUCUGUACAUUAAGUUUAAAAAAAAAAGUCCAUGUGGUGUUAGUAGGUGUGAUAUGCAGCCUGGUAUACGAACAUUCGUGCAAUUUCAUUUCAUCAAAUUCUAUCUGCUAAUGUUUUAUAUUUAUAUUUUUGUAUUUAUUUUUUAAAAAAAAUAAACCAGUUUUUACAACUA